GUAAAACUACGUUAAAAAAAAUAAAAGGUUUUCUCUAUUUUCGUUCUCUCCCUUUCUAUUAUCCUAGUCUUAUUUCCCCCUUUUUUUGCUUCAUUUUUACUAUCGAAUUGAAAUUAAAUUGAAGAUUUGAUCCAAAAAAUUAAUUAUUCGUCACUUCUCUAAAGUUUCCCACAAGACGGUUGAAAUUUCAAUAUCUCUCUAUGUUUAUGUUAUGUCACUUCUCGCUUGUACGAUGGAAACCAGUGCUGGAACCCAACUAUCCCUCCAAGAUCACUUUCUGGGUUAGGGUACUUGAUGUUCCAAUGCAGUUCUGGGUGGAAUCUACUUUCAAAAGUGUCGGCGCUGCUCUUGGUUUGGUGAAAGGUGAUGUGGAUUUGAGGGAGGGCCGUGUGCGAGUGGAGUUGGACGGUUUUAAACCACUUGUUUUCUCAAUGGAUGUUGACUUUGAUGAGGGAGUAGAGCUUGAAGUGAAUCUGAGAUAUGAGCGGCUGGUUGGUUACUGUAGGAUUUGUAUGUGUAUGACACAUGAUCAAUCGAGAUGUCCUACUAAAGUCACCGAGGUGGAAGCACAAGAGACUGAGAAUCAAAAAUCUGAACAAGGGAAUCAAGCUUUGAGUUACAAAGGAGCUCUGGAAACAGUAGGGGUCUCCUCUGGUGAUCAUGGUAGUGGUGCUGAGCUACGAAGCAAAGGUAAAGGGUUAGCUAGAGAUCGUCUAGGACCUUACAAGGAAUCUGGUUCUCUCAGGCAGGGUGGAGCUUACCGGGGUUACAAAGGAAGAAACUCUCGGGGUUUUGGUGAUGGUUCAACAAGUCGUGGCGUACAAACUAGUUUUGGUAUUCCUAAUGAUGAUCAAAGACGCUUUGCGGUGAAUACCAGAGGCAUAAGGCAGCUUGAAAAUGGGAAAGGAGACCAUCUAAGCAACCAUCAAAAGCUCAUGAUGGAUGCCUUUAAGGGAAUGAAUAAGGAGCCACAAAGCAGUCACGAGGCCCAAGAGAAUGUGAUGCUUCCAGGGGCCAGAAAAUCCCUUACUUUUGAAGAACCAGCUGCUGUCAUAGGAAUGGAGGAGCCAGGUAAUAAUGCUGGUGAUACUGAGGGAAUGGAGGAUCAGAUGGUGGAGGAAAACACUGUGAUUGAUAAGGCAGAUGGGAACAGGGAGGAAGAUGGUGAUCAGGGAUCAUUCCCAGAAGAUAAUACUCGAGAGGAGGAAGGUGUUUUGUUGUCUGACUCAGAGCUUAUUGACGAGGGAUGGGAGGAAGGUGAAAUGGCUGAUUUCUUGGAGGAGAUGGUAGAGAAUAUUGGUAAUGCUGAGCCAAUGGAUCAAGCUACCAAUGACAUCACUGUGGUUGCGCCAAAUGAAGCAAAUGAUGCAGGUGUAAAGCUGACUAAGAAGAAAGGCACCAAGACAGGGACACGCCUUGUUCAUAAGCUACUUUCUCCAAGAAAAAGCAAGAUCAUUAAACCUGCAGGCAAGGUUGGUGAGGGCAAGAAGGCUGGUAAUAAGCCUUAAGGUAACCAAAACUUGGAAACCUUAUGAAGUUUAAGUUUCUUUUCAUAAUUCGGUUGAUAAUAAUGUUGGAUUAUACUAUAAAAUCCAUGUUUCCUUUCCUAUUUUCUAUUGGUUUUUAUGUGCUAUCAGAGAUAGCUUUGUUUGUCCCGAAAUGUAGGGAAUACAUGUUUCACCUGGCUUUUAAUAAAAUGAAUAAGUUUUGUUUCCUUUUGCUUCUGUGCUUAAGAUUUA
This is a messenger RNA of Eruca vesicaria subsp. sativa (arugula), 1739 nucleotides long. NCBI's taxonomy places the organism in Eukaryota, Viridiplantae, Streptophyta, Magnoliopsida, Brassicales, Brassicaceae. The record is from the annotation of a GenBank genome assembly.